Messenger RNA from Daucus carota subsp. sativus, 1408 nucleotides. Its product is annotated as GDSL esterase/lipase At1g28590. The transcript is spliced from 5 exons. The coding region runs from base 25 to 1194 and encodes 389 amino acids. The record is from RefSeq and is a predicted model, not a curated record. Gene Ontology annotation, molecular function: hydrolase activity, acting on ester bonds. NCBI's taxonomy places the organism in Eukaryota, Viridiplantae, Streptophyta, Magnoliopsida, Apiales, Apiaceae.
UUCCCCAACCUCUUCAUUCUCCUUAUGGCUUCUUCUUCUCCUCCUUGCGUAAACACAAGUAGUCUACUUAUCUCGAUUAUCCUUGUAAUAAUUUCAUUAGUUUCCGACGCAAAUGCUACGGCUCUUGUAUCAUCAUGUAAACGUUUUAACUCAAUUAUAAGCUUCGGUGACUCGAUGGCUGACACCGGAAAUCUUCUGCAUCUUUCAUCUUCGAACAAGCCUCCCCAUUUUGCAUUACCACCCUAUGGAGAAACUUACUUUCAUACGGCCACUGGUCGAUGCUCCAAUGGCCGCCUCAUCAUCGACUUCCUAGCUCAGUAUCUUAGAAUUCCACUGAUACCGCCGUACAUAGGCACCAAGAACAAGAGAAAUAACUUCUCAUCCGGAGUGAAUUUCGCGGUGGCUGGAGCAACGGCCAUGAAUAAGAAAUCUUUCGAAGAAAAAGGUGUCCAUAUUAUGGUAAAAAACAUUUCUCUAGAGACGCAAUUGGGCUGGUUCAAGCACCUCUUGCCAUCUCUCUGCCAAACAGUCUCAGAUUGCGACAAACUGUACAAAAGAAGUGUUGUACUCGUGGGAGAAAUCGGAGGCAAUGAUUAUAACCAUGCUCUGCUUGCUGGAAUAAGCAAAGACGUUGUAAGAACAUUUGUACCAUCUGUUGUUGGCCAGAUUGCCUCGGCAGUUACUGUUUUGGUAAAGUUGGGGGCCAGGUCAUUAGUAGUUCCGGGAAAUUUACCAAUUGGAUGCUCAGCAGCUUAUUUGACACAUUUUAUGGCUAACUCAUCCAAGCAAGACUAUGACCCAAAGACUGGCUGUCUUAUUUGGUUAAACAAGUUUGCUGAGUACCAUAACAAAAUGCUUCGGAACGAGUUGAAUAAAAUUCAGGAACUUCAUCCUCAUGCCAACAUUAUGUACGCGGAUUAUUACAAUGCUGCAAGGCCAUUAUUCCUUAAUCCAAAAAAAUAUGGAUUCAGUAAUGGAGCACUAAGAGCAUGCUGUGGAGGGAAUGGACCAUAUAAUCAGAACUCCUCUGUGGAGUGUGGUUAUCCGCCGUCAACUGUCUGUGAGAACCCUUCCCUCAAUGUUAACUGGGAUGGCUUACACUUGACGGAAGCGGCAUAUAAGUUCAUUUUUGAACGUUUAUUUAGAGGGCGAUACACAGUCCCGGCCUUUAAGACAUUAUGUAAAGUUUCAUAAAUUUAGUCAGUAAGUUUGAAUGCUGUAUGCCAAAUCUUGAAUGAAUUAAGGGAUUGCUCAUGCGUUAAAUUAACAUAUAACAACCUCAGCUGCCUGGUACUAAGCUGCAGAAAUGCUCAUAUGGGACACAUAACAUCAGUAAAGUAUAUCCAAGCUCUGCAGUGUAAUGAACAAUAUACUGUUAUAUAGAUCCGGUAGACAAUAUCUUUAAUUC